CCUGCAUGCCGCGGCGCUGCCGUCUCCGCCCCCGCCUCCUCCCCCGGCGCCCGUCACCAUGAUCAUCUCCAAGAAGAACCGCCGCGAGAUCUGCAAGUACCUCUUCCAGGAGGGAGUCUUGUACACCAAGAAGGACUACAACCUGGCCAAGCACCCCCAGGUCGAUGCCUUGAACCUCGAGGUCAUCAAGCUCAUGCAGAGCUUCAAGUCCAAGGAGUACGUCAGGGAGACCUUCUCGUGGCAGCACUACUACUGGUACCUGGCCAACGACGACAUUGAGUUCCUCCGCACCUUCCUCAACCUGUCGUCUGAGAUCGUGCCCAAUCGAUCAUGUGAUAUGCAGACGCAGAGCCGCGUGCAGAUGACGGAGGCGGACAAGGAGCAUAAGAAGAUGCUCGACAACUACUCCCAGCAAGCCGACGACAUCAAGGCAUCGUACAAGAAGUUGAUGACAGAUGUGCAGUCAUCUCCGUCUCGUAGUACUGCAGAGGCUCACCAAAGACAUCUAUCUUCUCAAUUUUACUGUAGUGUUCUUGAUAUCUACCUGUAG
This is a messenger RNA of Triticum urartu, 550 nucleotides long. The record is from RefSeq and is a predicted model, not a curated record. NCBI's taxonomy places the organism in Eukaryota, Viridiplantae, Streptophyta, Magnoliopsida, Poales, Poaceae.